Molecule: messenger RNA, 3116 nt
Organism: Candoia aspera
Lineage: Eukaryota; Metazoa; Chordata; Lepidosauria; Squamata; Candoiidae
Gene: CAPN3
Product: calpain 3
Exons: 23
Coding region: 293-2704 (803 amino acids)
Biological process (GO): proteolysis; negative regulation of apoptotic process
Cellular component (GO): cytoplasm; calpain complex
Molecular function (GO): calcium ion binding; calcium-dependent cysteine-type endopeptidase activity
Source: RefSeq, a predicted model, not a curated record
AGCCACCCUCACAUGCAAAUCCGGAGGUGGAAGUUACUCUAAAAUUUGCUUCCCACUAAAAUGAGGAUUUUGACGUGAAAGGACAGAAUAACCUCAAGAUGACAUCUAUGCAACUUGGUGGCAUGGCUCUUCCUAAAUUUGUCUGAAGUCUUGCAGAAAAGGAAGAAAGAAAACUCUGUCCGCAGAAGAGAUUGUGCAACGUCGUUGCUUCUUUUUUUCACUUCCUUCCAGGUCCUAGUCUCUUUUUCAAUUGUUAUAAUUCAAUUGGUAGAUUUGCUUCAAUUUGAUCUAGAUGCUGUCCACUGUCAGCAGCACUGUUGUUCAAGAGACUGGGUCUGAACCAAUUCCCUGUCAGCAUGUUAGCACAACUUCUGAAACAGGUGCUGGAACAGGAGGGAUCUAUUCUGCUAUCCUCAGCCGCAACCAGCCCCUUAUUGAAGUCAAGGAGAAGACCUUUCAUGAGCUUCAUAAGAAGUGCCUUGAGAAAAAGAUUCUUUAUAAGGAUCCAGAUUUUCCAGCUAACGACACCUCCCUUUUCUUCAGUCAAAGGCUUCCAGUCAAAUUUGAGUGGAAAAGACCAUCAGAAAUCUGUGAGAAUCCACGCUUUAUCCUUGGUGGAGCCAAUAGGUCUGACAUUUGUCAAGGGGAACUAGGGGAUUGUUGGUUUCUGGCUGCCAUUGCUUGUCUGACCCUGAAUGAAAAAUUGCUGUUCCGGGUCAUUCCCGAGGGUCAGACCUUCAUUAAAGAUUAUGCUGGGAUUUUUCACUUCCAGUUCUGGCGCUAUGGAAGAUGGGUGGAAGUUAUCAUUGAUGACCGUUUACCAACAUAUGGCAAACGUCUGGUCUUCACUAAAUCCUCCCAACAGAAUGAAUUCUGGAGUGCGUUACUGGAAAAAGCUUAUGCAAAGCUUCAUGGGUCCUAUGAAGCAUUGAAAGGAGGCAACACAACAGAGGCCAUGGAGGAUUUCACAGGAGGAGUGACAGAAUUUUAUGAGAUCAAGGAUGCUCCUAAAGAUACAUACAAAAUCAUGAAGCACGCCAUUGAGAGAGGGUCACUUAUGGCUUGCUCCAUUGAGGACAGUUCAGGAUUAAUUUAUGGAAGUGCUCCUACAACUGAUAUUGGAGAUUUCGUUACCCAAAUGUUGCAGAAGGUGGAUUCUGUAUUUUUGAAUGAGUCAGUUGAAGAAACACAGGACAGGGCAAUUCGGACCAUUGUUCCACUGUUGUUUGAAAGGCGCAUGACUAAUGGACUGGUCGUAGGCCAUGCCUAUUCAGUCACAGGAGUGGAAGAAACAACAUUUAAAGGGCAGAAGAUAAAACUGGUGCGGCUCAGAAAUCCCUGGGGACAAGUAGAAUGGAAUGGAGCUUGGAGUGAUCGCUCAGAUGAAUGGAAUGUUAUUGACAACGCCGAGAAGGUCCGCUUGCAACAUAAAAUUGCAGAGGAUGGCGAGUUCUGGAUAUCAUUCCAAGAUUUCCUGAGGUAUUUCACAAAGCUGGAGAUUUGUAAUCUCACACCAGAUACCCUUGAGGCUGAUAAGCUUCACACAUGGACAGUUUCCGUCACGGAAGGACAGUGGGUGCGAGGCAGCACUGCAGGUGGCUGCCGUAACUAUCCGGAUACUUUUUGGACCAAUCCACAAUAUCGCUUGAAACUCCUGGAAGAAGAUGAUGAUCCAGAAGAUGCUGAGGUUGUAUGCAGUUUCCUGGUGGCCCUGAUGCAGAAAAACAGGAGAAAAGAGCGCAAACUAGGAGCCAAUCUCCUCACAAUUGGUUUUGCCAUCUACGAGGUGCCGAAAGAGAUGCAGGGUGACAAGAAACACUUACAGAAGGAUUUUUUCCUUUACAAUGCCUCCAAAGUAAAGUGCAAGUCUUACAUAAACAUGCGAGAAGUCGCAGAACGAUUCCGUCUACCUCCAAAUGAGUAUGUCAUCAUCCCAUCCACCUAUGAACCCCACCAAGAAGGAGAAUUUAUCCUAAGAGUUUUCUCAGAAAAGAUAAGUCUUUCAGAGGAAGUUGAAAGCAAGAUUGAAGCAGGAAAUAUCUCUCCAAUCGUCUUUGUCUCAGACAGAGCAAACAAGAACAAAGAUCUGAAAGAUGGCGAGAAGCUUAGAAAGGACAAGGAAAAAACAAGUCCAGAUAAGCGAAAGAAAAACACUGAGCCGGCAGAAAGGGAUACAGACAGUGAAGAAGAUAAGCAGUUCAGAAAUAUUUUUCGACAAAUCGCUGGGGAUGACAUGGAGAUCAGUGCUGAUGAACUAAGGAACGUCCUCAACAAUGUUCUGAAAAAACAUAAAGACUUGAAGACAGAAGGUUUUGCCCUAGAAUCCUGCCGCAGCAUGAUUGCCUUAAUGGAUACAGACGGUUCAGGGAAAAUAAAUCUUGAUGAAUUUCACCACCUUUGGACUAAGAUUAAAAGCUGGCAGAAAAUUUUCAAGCAAUAUGACACUGACCAUUCAGGAACCAUUAACAGCUAUGAGAUGCGUAAUGCAGUUAAAGAUGCAGGGUUUCAACUGAAUAACCAGUUAUAUGAUAUCAUUACAAUGCGCUAUGCUGACAGGAACAUGAAUAUUGAAUUCGACAGUUUUAUCUGUUGCUUUGUGCGACUAGAGGGAAUGUUCCGUGCAUUCCAUGCCUUUGAUAAAGAUGGAGAUGGCAUUAUUAAACUGAACGUCUUAGAGUGGCUACAGCUCACCAUGUACGCCUGAAUACCACUUACGUUCACCUUUUGAUUAUUGACUUAAUCAGCCAACAUGCAGUUACAAAAUACUGAUCUCUGAUGCAUCUCCCUCUUAAAAAGUACAUGGAAAGGGGAAUACAAUGCAGCAGAUUUAUGUCCAAGCAAAAAUAACAUCCAUCUCCAUCUAUGAAUCAAUUGUCAUUAAGUUCUGCUUAACUGCUUAUCUUAUCAACAGCAGCAGCAAGGCAUCUUGUGCACAAGCGGUAUCUGCUCUCCUGAUGGAAUCCAUUCUAGGAUGCGUGAGCUUCUUUGCAAAUCAAAACGAUUAUUCUUACUUUGAAAAACAGCAGGUCUUGCCAUGUGAAUUAUUUAGGGGCCAACUUGCCAAAAUGUAGCUCAUCUGAUUUAAGUAAUUCAACUUAUUUGAAGCUAAUAUGCCU